This is a messenger RNA of Melanotaenia boesemani (Boeseman's rainbowfish), 2372 nucleotides long. RefSeq names its product transducer of ERBB2, 1b (gene tob1b). Gene Ontology annotation, cellular component: cytoplasm; nucleus. Gene Ontology annotation, molecular function: transcription corepressor activity. Gene Ontology annotation, biological process: regulation of gene expression. Bases 319 to 1392 code for a protein of 357 amino acids. The transcript is spliced from 2 exons. The record is from RefSeq and is a predicted model, not a curated record. NCBI's taxonomy places the organism in Eukaryota, Metazoa, Chordata, Actinopteri, Atheriniformes, Melanotaeniidae.
CAAGUUUUAAAGGGCAGAGUUGUAAAAACUCCCAGGCUGUGGGGAGUAAGUUUGGAAACCUGAACGUCGGAUUCAUCAUACCUCACUGACGCGAAAUCGCCUGGAUCAGCCAUAUAGUCGGCUCAACAUUUUCCAUGUCCUUUAGAAAGUGACACUAGGAGCUGUACGAGCUUAACAUUUCCUGGAGCAGACUGUGGCGGAUCUAGAACGACCUGCUGCGCAUUUCUUUAUCUUGAACCCAACUCUGCAGGGAGGAUAUUUAUUUUGUGAAGAAGUGCAACAACUGCUUCCUGUGGAGUUUUUUUUUUCUUUUUUUUUAUGCUAAGAAAAAGCAACUCUGAAGGUAGAAGGAACCCCAUUGUCACUGAAGCAGCUAUGCAGCUUGAAAUCCAAGUAGCACUCAACUUUAUUAUUUCCUAUUUGUACAACAAACUCCCCAGACGACGUGUGAAUAUCUUUGGCGAAGAGCUUGAGAGGCAGCUGAAGAAAAAGUAUGAAGGCCACUGGUAUCCGGAUAAGCCGUACAAAGGGUCGGGGUUCAGGUGCAUCCAUGUAGGGGAGAAGGUGGAUCCUGUGGUGGAGCAGGCAGCCAAAGAGAGCGGGCUGGACAUCGAAGAUGUCCGGAAUAAUCUCCCUCAGGACCUUAGUGUGUGGAUUGACCCUUUUGAGGUUUCCUACCAGAUUGGGGAGAAGGGACCAGUCAAGGUGUUGUAUGUGGAUGAUAACAAUGAAAACGGGUCAGAGCUGGACAAGGAGAUCAAGAACAGCUUUAAUCCUGAGGCCCAGGUCUUCAUGCCAAUCAGCGACCCUGUCGGGGCUUCUUCUGAGUCCAGUUCCCCCUCCCCUCCUUUUGGGCAGUCUGCUGCUGUGAGCCCAUCGUUCAUGCCACGCUCCACCCAGCCGUUAACCUUCACUACUGCCACCUUCGCUGCCACUAAAUUUGGCUCCACUAAGAUGAAGAGCAACGGCCGCGGUAACAACGGCAACAACAACAACAGCAGCAGCAGCAACAGCAAGGUGGCCCGCACCUCCCCAACCAAUAACCUGGGUCUGAAUGUCAACACUCUACUGAAGCAGAAAGCCAUGUCCACAUCCAUGCACUCACUGUACGGGCUGGGCCUGGGCCAGCAGCAGCAGCAGCAGAAGGCCUCUGCUCUGUCCCCCAACGCCAAGGAGUUUGUGUUUCCCAGCCUCCAGGGUCAGUCCAGCCCUGGAGCCGUGUUCCCCGGGGAGGGCUCCCUGGGGCUCGGCCCACUGCAGUACAACAAUGCCUUUGACAUGUUUGCAGCCUACGGAAGCCUCAACGACAAGUCCCUUAUGGAAGGUCUCAACUUCAGUCUGAGCAACAUGCAGUAUUCUAACCAGCAAUUCCAGCCAGUCAUGGCUAACUAAACUUACCAACAUGCUAUUUAUGAAUGACGGUGGCUCAAAGAGAAGGAAAAACAACAAAAAACGCACACUUAGAAACUGGACUGGAGGAUUUAGCGUUUAAUCAGUGAAGCGCAUGUGCCCAAGGGUGUUUUUACUGCGCCCCCUUGAGUUUGUUUCUACUAAAAGCUUGUUGUACAAACACAUCCAAGCUUGGUAACUAUAAUUCAACAUGCAUCAUUGUUUUUUCUUUUUCCUUUUUUGCCAACCAAGCACAUUUUUUUUUCUUUUUUUACUUUAAGAAACUACUCCCAAAAAAUGUAAAAGGAAAAAAAAAAAACAAGCUUCAAGUUUUGGCCUCUUACAGUAUUUUACAGGUGGUAAGACAAGGCUGAUUUUUAUGAAUUGGCACUACUAAGUGGGGUUACUUGGUCUUUUUCUAAUUGUAUAAUUUAAUUUAGUACAGAGUUUGUAAGAUAUCAGAGUAUAUAUUGUUUCUAUGACAUGGUGUUGCAUUUAUAUCUUUUUACUACUCCAGUGAUCUGUGAUGGCUGCAGCAGCUUUUCCUUAUUUUUCUUUUUUUAAAGAUAAUUGUUAAAUAAAUCCAUCUUUGAAAGGAAAAAAGAAAAAAAAACAUCAAAUAUUCUGAAGAUUAUGUACAGAGUAUACCUUAGUGGUGGAAUUCAAAUGUAGGAAUAGUUGCUUUUUCUGAAAGAUGAAUUGUAUUUUCUGUUAAGAGGUUAAAGAUUUUGCUAUACUAUGGACAAAAAUGUAAUCGUAUGAAUAUUAAUUUUGUACCUACAUUGUGCAAUACUUGACAAAGAAAAAAAUACGGUAUAACAAAGUAUUUUGAGUCAGUGUCUUACAUGUUAAGAGGGACUGAAAUAGUUUAUAUUGUUAAGUUUGUAUUAAAUGCUUAAAAAUGAUAUGCUUGUCUUUAUUUUUUUUAAUUUCAUAUUUGCACCCUGGUCUUUUUAAUAAAAUAAAACUACAGUUGAACAUGA